This is a messenger RNA of Guillardia theta CCMP2712, 435 nucleotides long. RefSeq lists its product as hypothetical. The coding region runs from base 1 to 435 and encodes 144 amino acids. The record is from RefSeq and is a predicted model, not a curated record. Lineage: Eukaryota; Cryptophyceae; Pyrenomonadales; Geminigeraceae. The transcript is spliced from 2 exons.
AUGCACGCGUACCAAACCAUCCUAACAUCGAGGAGGAAGAAAACUGCCCUACUCACGGCAGAUUUCAUUCAAAGUCUCUUCGUUAUGCGGCAGCAAGAUGCUGCCGACAUGCUGGGCUUCUCUAUCACAACCAUGAAACACGUCUGCCGACGCCUUGGAAUCCGCAAGUGGCCAUACUCACGUACCCGAACAAGUCCAUCACAGCUCCUUGAGGAUCGCGAGAGCGCGUCUGUAGAUAGUUUGGCUGAGUCGCCCACCCUGUCCUCUGCAGAAGAGCAGAUCUGUUCACCAGUUCAGAGCAUAGACAUUUCGAGCCAUCUACAGCCGUGGGAUGAAGCGCUGAAGGAAUCGAUGAUGAUGGAGGGCCAUGAAAAAUGGAGUGCAGAGAUGGGGGAGUUGUUCAGAGAUGCUCUAGAGCAUGUUGACAUGGUCUGA